GCAGCAUGAGAGCCAUACUCACACACGACGUAAACAUAACAAGAGUGUUUAAACGCAAUGGAGACCAAUGACCUGUGUCUCGUGUUUAAAAUAUGUUGUUUAAGAGUGCUGUAGUAUUGUAUUAUCAGUGUUUUUCACUCGAGUAUUAAUGGAAGUCUUUCAGGAGAUUCAGACCUUAAACCUGGUCUUUCAACACUGUUUGAAUUCGUAAACCUAGCCUUAGACGCAGGAACCUUUGUGGCAAAUUCAAUGCAACUGAUGGCUUCGGUAGCAGACUACAUGUGCGUUAUGCUUCGUAUACUUACUCGUACCACUACGUCUUCCACAUUUAUACUCCUAUUUUUGUUUGUUUGUGUUUUCUUAAUGAUCUCUGUCAUGGAUUCAGACAUUCCAUUCACUGGUAUCAAUUCUGUUGUCGAUACCUCGUCCAUGGUUUUACCAGACUACCAAAAUGUUAAAGCUUAUGUUGACACAACGUGGAAUGUUCAGAAGUUCAGUGACAUUUUCUCGCAGGCAACAUCAUGCAAACGCAAUAUCCUGUUGCUGGUGCUUGUGACAUCAGCUCCUGAGAACUUUGAAAUACGAGCUAGUAUACGCAAGACAUGGGCCUCUGUCUCGGACAAAGGCAGCACUUCAUCGCAAGUGGUUUUCCUGCUUGGAAAGACGUAUCAUCCAGCGACGCAGGUAUUACUUGAAGAUGAGGUUCAACGCCAUGAUGAUAUCCUUCAGGGUAAUUUUAUAGACUCCUACAGGAAUUUAACACUAAAAGUACAAAACGGAUUCUUGUGGGCCGCAAAGGUCUGCCAACCUCGGUUUAUUUUAAAAACUGAUGAUGAUUGUUUUGUAAAUAUUAAAUUAAUGACGCAUUACUUAUUGAACCAUAACACCAUAAAAAGCAAACUGUAUGCAGGAAAUCGCAUGAAAACUUUAGAUGUAAUUCGACGGAAUGAUAGUAAGUGGCGAGUAUCGAACAAUCUAUAUCCACGUCAUGAAUACCCACCAUACGCUAGUGGAACAGGGUACCUACUGUCUGGUGAUGUUCUUCAGAGGAUGGUAAAAGCUGCCAAACAUAUUAAGCCGUUUCCAGUUGAGGAUGCGUACACAGGUGUAAUUGCAGAAUAUCUAGGCAUACCGCUGAUAGACUCUGGCCGAUUCACGCUGUUCAAUGCCAAUUGGAACACAUGCAAUUAUCGUUACCUAUUCGUUAUUCAUCGCGUCUCACCUGAGCAACAGUUUGUUUGUCAAAACCACUCAAUAGAAAGUGAGGUGAAGUGUGCUGAUCAAAAAGAAAUCACAAGGUGGGAUUGAAAUUACCUGUAAGAUUCUAUUUAUUUUUGAAAAAGGUACAAUAGAUUUGAUGCAGAAUACAUGAAAAUACAUUAUAACCAUACAGAAUGUCAUUAUGAUAUAACAAAAUUUAACGGUACAUAUAUUGUAUAUUUUAAAGUGCCAUUUAUUUGAAAUCAUGAUACACAAAUUCCAUCAUUAUCAAGUUUAACAUGUUGACUGCCAGACUUUUUGAAAUUUUAUCUAGUCAUCAUUAAAGUGGUGUGUUUAAUAAAUUGGCUGAAAAAUAUUAGUGGACGAGUAAACUCUACGCUGGCAAUGGGACAGUAUUUUUUAUUGCCUCUGCAAAGUGCGAGUUUUCUCGUCUACUUUUUGCAUGAGUUGGUAUAAGUUCAGAGAGUGCCCCCACUCGUGCAAUCGAGUGUACUGCCUGCAACAUAUCACAACAAACAUAUAUACAUUAUUUUUACAUUGUCGUCUAGCUGUUAUGUCUGUGGUUCUACAUUGUAUAACAAUGAAGUAAUAAACGCUAGAAUGCUACCCCAAUUUUGACGAGUAUAGUCGUCCCAAGUGCCCUCAGCGGCAGCCUGUGGGAUGAGUAUACUCGUUGCUGGCAGCAAAUAUGUUAAAGAGCAUAAUGGAUUAAUCAGUAAUCAGAAUCUUCUUUAACUUUAAACCAUAAGGGUGGGGAUUGGCACUUUGUCCACAUUGCAUUUCUAUGCAGGACUAUAGUGGGUACCUGGUGCAGUAGGUUUGAAUGCACCCUGAUUACAAUCUACAACAUUAUAGAAUACUCCCACAGUGAGUUCAGUAUGUGUAUGAUUCCGUAGGCAUUACUUUAUUGUCUGCAAAAAAAUGUGAUGGGGCCUUAUCUGCUGUUACAAUGCACUAAUUAAGAACAGAUUUUGUACUAUUAUUAACAGUAUCUCUUGCUCUAUCUGAAAUGAAUAACCUUCUAAAAUCAAUAAAAUUUUUCAAUAUAAAUAUAUAAAUAUAUAUCAAGAUAUAAAUUGUGAUAUUUUUGAAAAUUUUCUGAUGGUUGUUUUGAGCAUAAUCUGUCAAAAUAGGAAAUUUUCAAUAUCUUGACCUACCUUAACCACAGAAACCACUGUUGAAGGUGGAAGUAGUUUUACUUAAGUAGAAAAUAAUUGCUUUAAUGUUCCAAUUUAACCUGAAUUAGGGCAUAAUUUACUAGCUACUGUUUUUAUUAGCUUUUUUAACAAUCACAUUAUUGUGUACAAAUAUAAAUAACUAGAUGUGUUAUAUGUUCAGUUUAAAUGCUUUCAAUUAUUACUUCAUUAUUUGUUAUUCCAUCCAACUGAAUUGUUGAUGUACUGAUAGUCUUUCAUUCUUCAUGUCUCUUCAUAUCUUAGUUAACAUAAACUUUCUCUAGUGAACAAAAUUAUAAAAUAGUCUGCAAAAGCACAUACAGUAGUACAACUCAUGGUCAUUUUACUGUGCAAGUUUACAGUAUUUUUCUAUGAAGUUGAUCCAUAACAUUUACCGUAAAUAGAGAAAAUUUACCAAAUUUUUUUAUUACAUUUUUUAACUAAACAGAAUUCAGUACACAUUUACAUAACAAUUUAAAUGUUUAUAUUAUAAUAACCUGAACUUGUACUUUACAACUGUAAGUACUUUCUUACAAAGUGACUUUGGAAUUAUGCAUCUUUUUUAACAGUACUUUCACAAUCUGUGCUUUUUUAUUUUAAAACUUAUCAUGUCAUGAAAGUAAGUUUGGAAAAAUAAAACAUAUGUAAAGGGUAAAAGUCUCCAGGGAAAUGUUGUGUAACGAAUGGCUUUUGUUUAACAACCUUGAACGUAGUAUGAACCUGCAUGAGUCUAACAUGAGCGUGCCGACUGGCUUGUCUAUAUAUCAUUCCCAUGUUAAACUUCUGCGUUCUCAAUCAGACAUGUUUGAUAGAAGUAUGUAGGCAGAGGCUUGGAUUUACAUUAACUUGGUAAUUGUUGGUGCAUUCAGAAUAAAUAUACAAAAAUAUAAAAGUACAUGAGAAAAUGUUUAUCAAAUCAAAUUUUAUAGUUUGGACAAGGUUUAGUCUUUCUGCAGUUGCUAUGACAUCAUUAUUGUCAGUAAUAGGUUAUGUUGUACACUUUAAUAAUACAGUAGAUACAGUACAUAGUUGAUUUUUAUUAUAUUAUGGAGAUAUUAUUAAAAUGUACUUUCAAGAACUUUGUGGUUAGUUUAUUCUGUAUUGCACCAAUAAAUAAAUUUAUAAAAUUAUACACAAUGCUGAAAUUGACUAAGUAACCAAUGCUUCACCACAACCAAAAUAUAGCUCCCAAUAAAUAUUUAGGUUUAAACCAUCAGAAUUCCCUGGUAACCAGCGUUGCUCAACUCUGCUUGAUCAUUUUCCCUUUACUUGCAUUUAUUUAUUGGUCAGUAAGAUUUAACAUGCAAUGACUGAACAUAACCUGACCAUAAUGUCAAAGGUUACAGCUGAUAACCUGUUAUUGAACUUAUUGUUGUAAUUCAGGCCCAUUAAACAACUACUGUAACAGUGGACUAGAUCUAACCAUCACCUUUGGGCAACUAAAUCAAUGAGUAGUACAGUUUUAAAAUUAAACCCUUUCAGGUUAUCAUAAAAGAAAACUAUAUCAGAAAAUAGUACCCUUAUUUAACUAUAACGCCUGUAGCGGACAUUGUGUUUAUUUUACUAGUUUGGUUUAUUUAUAAUUUGAUAAAUUGUCUACAUUUUGUUUUUAAAUUUGUCUUAAAAAGUCAAAGGUUGCACCAUGAUAAAGAGCAAUGUGCAAGCUUAUCUGUCUCUGGCUGUACUUAAAAUCUCCAGGGUAUGGUAAAAUAGAAAUAUAGAGGUCAAAGGUAAAAAUAAUUUUUUAGCAUGGAUCAAGCCUUACUGUACUGGCUUGUGCCAUUUACCGAUACAGUUUUGCUUCCUCCUUAGUAAGGAAAGCUACUUGGAAAAAAUAACUGUUAAUGCCCUUGAAUCUGGUGCAUGGAUGAAAGUUUCCUUGCACCAUAGGCUGUGAAAGUAUAGUUGGUCUAUCGCCUAGACAUUGUAAUACUGUACUGUAUUUAAUUUAUAUUUUUAUUAAAUGAUUUUAUAAAUUUCAUGACAGUAGUGGGAACACUGAAAAUAGGUUUAUCUUAAUAUUUUUAAUUCACAUUGUUGCCUCGAUCAAAAGUAAUUGUGCAUGAAGAUAAUUGUAAUACAGAAUGUUAAAACCUAUUUUAAAACUACUACUGGUAUUUGUUUAAUUAUUAUUUAUUAUUAUUAUUGUUUCUCAACAAAGUCAGCAUAGCAGAUAUUUGACAUGCAUGCUUUCCAGUAGUAAAAUCCCUAAUUCCCUGAAGCCAUUGCAUAUUAAAUCCAUAAUAAAUGGGAUUAGUACUAUUUUAAUACGCAAUUUAUUGUUCUGUAUACAUACAGUAGUCUUCAAUUAAUAAAAUAAUACUUGCAUGGAUUAUUGUAUUUCAAAUUGGCCCAUCCUUUUGAUGAUUUUUGUAACCAGGAUGAGCGAUCAAUUAGUAAGCAUUACUUCAUUGUGCCUAAGUGCUUUAUGAGCUGCAACAGCGUACAUUUAGCCAAGUCAUUAUAGUACAAAUUCAUAACAUUACAGUAUGGUGAAUGGUCUAAUGAGUUGACCACUCCUACAAUUGCUGAACUGUGAUUGGCCGAUUGUUUCUAAGUUAAUCAGAUAUGGUCAGAUAAGUUCCUUCUCUUACUUGUCUAAGAAACUUAGGUUUCAUCAUAGUAUCCAAGUUGUGUAGCCUUCUUGUACUCAAUUUGAACAUGACUCAAAAGUCAUGAAAAUUAAUUCUUAAGUGACUAAAUAUUUGAACAUAAAUUAGUAAAUGCAUUGUAUCAGUCUUAAACUUUUUUCAAUUUAAACCUUAAGGUAGUAGACUAGAUGAAAUUUUUCCAAGUAUUCUGCGAUCUUGAUUAUUAAUGUCCACCAUGCAUUAAGUUAUGUUACAAAAAAGGCGAGGAAAAAUAUGUUAACCAUAUUAUCAUUUGAAUAAUGUAUUUGCAAAUGAAAAAUAAUCAGGGGCCUUUAAAUUAAGUUUCAGCAUGCUGAUUGGUUAUGAUUCUCUUCUUUCACCUCCAAUUUCCAGCCCAUUAUGUUCUUCCUCUUACAUUAAUCUUCCAACCAUUUCUCCAUAAACCAUUUUCAACCAACAUCCCAAACAGUGUGUCCAAUCAAUUUCAUAUCACCAUGUGGUUUGGUGACUUAAAAUCCAUUACGUUUAGUACUAAAAUAAUUAACAUAUGGUAUCUUGCAGUACAAUAUGUAUCAAUAAUAUUUUAUCAAUGCAAUUUUGGAAAAAUUCAUAUUAGAAAAAAUAUUAACUCUGAACAGUGAAAAGUCGUAGGUUUGUACAUUAGAUACUCUAAAUGAGGCAUCAAGUGUGAAUUAAUUAACGCAUGUAUAUAAUUAUUCAAAAUGUAAUUCAAUCUCUCAUUAUUUACCAGGGGUGGCGCCAGCGGGGAGACAGUUGGCCCACCCGUCGGUGAGAAAAAGCAUGAUUCGUCUGGGAGAAAAAAAAGUCUUUAAAACCCUUAAAUUGUCAAAAUUGUUUGGGGCUUCGCCCCCCCCUUUCCCCAGACCACCCCUCCUCGGGCAAAUCCUGGUGCCAUCCCUGUUAUUUACUGUACAAAUAAUGCAUUUUUUUUACAUUUCACAAUCCAAUAAUUUUGUAAGAAUUUUAUUGCAAACUGUUAUUAACAUUUAGGUAAAAUGAAUCAUUAUUUUGUACGGUAAAUAAUGGGCAAUUGUUAAAUACUGAAUUGCUGUAAGGAAAUAAUGAAUUACAAUUUGACCUCGCAUUAGCUGAAGGAACACCUAAUACUAAUGCGUAUUCCAGUUUUCGUACUGAGAGUUUGUUUUGCCCUCUCUUUUUUUCUGUCAGUCUGAAUUGCUUUACAAAUAGCCACAGGGACAUAAGGGAAACAAGUAUUUGUAUAGUAACGCUCUUGAAGCAAUUUUGUCUGGUAUUAUGGUGGUAGGGAUUAACUAGAAGUGUACAGGUACUCAGCUUUCCAUUCUUGAAGUAGAAUGAUUUCAUUUGCUGGUAUCUGAAAUCUAACAAAUCUGUCAUGAUAAAAUUUAAUUGUCAGCUACAAUAAGCAUAAAGAAAACCUUAAAGAAUAUUAAUGGGUGGAAGAAUUUAGUAUAUUCUUUAUCUUUUUGUUUGGUAAUUAUGUUUUUGUUUUCGAUUAAUGCUAAAUGUACUGUACCUCAAUUUUUUAAUUAGAUAUGCUUUUGAUUACUAUAGUUUUUGAAUUACAUGCUGUUGUUCAUAUUAAGAUUAUAGAUUAUUAAUUUUACACCUUAAAUUUGAUUGAAAUGAAUUAUCACCUGUAUGAAUAAUUAUAUUACUAAUGAACUAUUAAUUAAAAUUGCCAUUAGAAAUGAAUUAUAUGUACUCUGAUCAUUUAAAAAUAAUUGUAGUUAUGAGUAUUUAUCAUGAUUAUAAUUAUUGUAAUAUUUUUAUAAUGAAAUCAAUACUUUGGUACUUUUCAGAAGUGUUGAAAGCUAUCAAAGUGUAUUGAUUGCUUCAGAGGUUUUGAUUUCAUCUCAACAACUAUCUUAUUAUUUAGCCAAUGACAACAAUGCAAAGAAAGUAAUUUUAUAUUUGAAGUUGUUGAGUAGACAUCGUCACUAUGAAUGAUAUAACAAACAUUAUGAUUAGGUUUGUGAUUUUAAUCAUUGAAUAUGAAUUCAAAGGAAUAGAGUGUGAUGGUUUACAAACAUUGGUAUAUGGUGGUAAGCAUGGUCUAUCAUUAUUAGUUAUUCAUUGUGUAUAUUUUAUUGUCAUUUGACAUGUAAAUUUACUUUUAUCAUUUACUAAAUUUUGUUUGAUACUGUAAAUAUAAAUUAAGCUUAAGUGUGUGAAUUAAUAGUUAUACAAUAUAUGAAAACAAAGCCUUAUUAAAAUAUUUUUUAUUAUAUAAUUCAGCUUCUAUAAAUCAGGAUUACUGUUAUUACAUUACAAUGCAUACUUUAUUAUGAUAUACUGUAUAUAAUUAUGUUUGGAUACUGUACUGUACCUCAUUUAUUUUUAGACCUGCAUAAACAACUUUAUUAACUUUAAGGAAUGUUAAUGUAGUUUCAAGGAAUUUGAAAUCAUGGGAACAGGGGAGUUUUGCAGUUCAAAUGUUUCUAAGAGUGUACUUUAUUUUGAAGUUAAGGAUUUUAUAGCCAAAUGUGGGGAUUAGCACAGUAGACUGCAUCUAUAAGAGGAUGAACAUCCCCACCCCCUUCUAAAAAAUUUGUGCGUCUUAUGUGUCCUCAGUAAAAAUUUGCUGAGCGAAAAUAUUACACAGAAGUAGUGAAAAAUCACCUCAUGCCUCAAGCUGGCACUCCCAUACUUUCUCAUCAACAACCUUCUCCAUGAUAAUACUCCUAUACGUCACUACUCUAACCUUAAACCCUUUUUCCUUGUACCGGAUCCACUUUUGGGAUCCCCUAUGGGAUGAUUCGCAGAGAGAGUCAUUUUUUAUGAAAAGUUUGUGACUAAAAUAAUAAUACAGGAUAUGAUGUGUGUUAUUCAUCCUCUUGUCAGUUUGUGGAUUUAUGAAUGCUAAAAAUAUAUUAAACUUUAUAAGUUGCUGAUAAAUCCUAUAGGUUAACCUUGCAGCAACAGCAGACACUGAAGGAUACAUUUUCUAUUAUCUGAUAGCAUAUCUGAUCAGACUGCAGUAGGGAAACAUCUGGCUGGAAGCAGACAACCUACAUGUAAAGUUGUCUGUCAAUCACAGACUAUCAGAGUUUUCAGUCUUUGACUUUGUUUUUCUGACGCUUUUCAGUACACCCAUUAACAAAAUCAAUGCAUCUUAUGGAACGGGUCGCCUUGUAUCUGGGUUUUUCUUUUGUUGGUACUGUGAUAACUUUUUAUCAGGGACACUUAAUUUAAAUUAUUAUAUUUUAUUGGUAAUAUUAAAGUUAUUGUUAUUCAUUUUAAAUGCUUUUUAAAUGUUUUCAUUAGGCUCAUAUAAAUACUAUUCCAACUGUACAAUUCACUUCCAAUUAUAUAAUUUCACAUAAUAUUCCAUUAUGUUCCUCAGAUCACAUUGUAAAUAUAGAUUAGUAUACAUGACUGACGAUAAGAUGUUGAGUACAUUUGAUGUCUCAAUGGAGAUGUAUUCCAUAAUGUAAAGUUACAAUCAUGUUUGUCUUCCACCAUACUCAAUGCAAAACCAUACGACUAUAAAUAUUUCAACUCAAAUAGAGGGUACAAGCUAUAAAUGUUGGCAUGUUUAUGGCUAUGCGAUUUGUAAGGUCUGUUUUAGUGAAUUAUGAUAUAUAGUAUAGUAGUUUGUAGUGAACAGGUAUCUUUAACGUGGUGACCUUGUUUAAAUGAGGUCUCAUGCUAUAAAGCAAUUGUAUGCUGGUCUGCCUUGUGCCAUAUUCUCAAAAGUAGGCCAAGUCCAAGUUAUUAUAUCAUGUCAUAUGUACAGUACAUGCAUAAGAGGCUUGUCACAUGGUAAACCCAUGAUGUAUAAUUCUGUAAUCUACAGUUGUUCCUUUCAUUUAUAAUUGUCUUUCUAUUUAAAAUGAUAUAACAUAGCAAAGAAUAAUUGCCUAUAAUGCAAAUUAUAACAAUUAGACAGGAUUAAUUGCAAAAAAUAGACACUCAGAUUUUGUAAUCCAAUAAAUAAGAUUAAAAACAGAUAUUAAUUUUGUCAAUCACAUAGUGAAGCAAAGCUUAGACAAUAGCCUUCAAAGGGUUGAUUGCGGUUUCAAAGAUUUGUAGUUUCAAAGGUUUAGUAUAAAAUUUAAGUUUUUGUUAUCUGAGCCCCAAGGAAUAACAAUGUCCCCACAUUGAUUGGGUAUCCAGUAAAAGGAAAGGUUUCUAAUUCUAAUUAAAAAUUGCUCUGUUUUUUGAGAAAUUGUUAAUACACAUUGUAUAUUUUAAUGGCCUAAGAAAUAUUUUUAGUGUCUUGAAUUGAAGAAUUUAAUUUAAUUUAAAUUUAUAGGAAAAUAAUGUGUCUAUAGAUAAUAAUAUCCUUAUCAAAAAUAUCUGGAGUUGGGAAUGAAUGUUAAAAGAAUAUGCUGCAACAUUUAUAUACGGUAAUAUAGAAAUGAUACUUUUAACUUUUAUUUGUCUAAAUUGCUAGGCUAAUAUUGUUGCUUAAAAUGGUAAUGUGUGUAUACCUGUAUGCAUUCUUCAAACAUUAAUGUACUGCGCAGUUAUGCAUUAUGCACAAGAAAUGCAAUUUACUAAGAGAGAUAACAAAAAAAACGAAUUUGUUGCAUUGUUGUUAAGAAACAUCCAUAGUUUGCUGUGAGUGCUGAACCAGCAAAAUGUAAAAUAUGUCAAAAGAAAUCAUGGAAAUAAAAUUAGAAAAUGCAUGAAA
This is a messenger RNA of Anneissia japonica, 9626 nucleotides long. RefSeq names its product beta-1,3-galactosyltransferase 1-like. Gene Ontology annotation, molecular function: N-acetyl-beta-D-glucosaminide beta-(1,3)-galactosyltransferase activity. The transcript has 2 exons. The record is from RefSeq and is a predicted model, not a curated record. Gene Ontology annotation, cellular component: membrane. NCBI's taxonomy places the organism in Eukaryota, Metazoa, Echinodermata, Crinoidea, Comatulida, Comatulidae. The coding region runs from base 250 to 1308 and encodes 352 amino acids.